UUUACAGGCAAACUUGAAUCAUGUUCCGAUGAAAAUGAAGAAAUUCACGUUCCAAUCAAAAAUUCCAAAUGUUAUACAUGUUCCUGUCAGAAUGGCUUUGUAAAAUGUGAAGAUAAAUGCCCUCCCAUCGAUGAUUGUUAUCUGUUGGAAAAGAAGACCUCGGAUGCUUGCUGCAAUAAAUGUAAAGGUUGCAUGUUCCUUGGUAAACAAUAUGCGAGUGGUGCUGAAUGGACUGAUCCCCUGAAUCCUUGUAAAUCAUACAAAUGUGUUGGCGGUGUUGUGACAGCAACAGAAAUGAAAUGCUAUACACAGUGUGAUGGUAGUCAAUUGAUGAAACCAAGACCGGGCGAGUGUUGUCCAUCCUGUCAAGGUUGCAAAAUAAAUGGACAAAUCGUUUUGGAAGGCCAAGAGGUUGUCGCCUCAAUCGAUGAUCGUUGUUUGGUCUGUCAAUGUAAGGAUAAUCAGCUAACCUGUGCCAAGAAGACAUGUCCCGUGCUGCAGUGUCCGGUGUCGAAGCAGAAACAGCUACCGAAUGAAUGUUGUCCACGGUGUACGGAACAUAGGGAAUUUAUGCCAUUGACGGGCAAAUGCAUUUUUACGAAGAGAAUAUUCCACGAUAAAAUCCAAUUUAUGCCCGAUCGUUGCACCAAUUGCACUUGCAGCAAUGGCACCAGUAUUUGUGAACGCAAGACAUGCCCCAUUUUAGAAUGCUCGCCGGAGUAUCAAGAAAUGGAUGGUUGUUGUCCACGCUGUAUUUCAGCCGAGGUCCGAUCUGAGUGCAUUGUCAAUGGGGUGACUUAUCAGAAUAAUGACACCUGGAAUGUGGAUACAUGUCGAUCAUGUCGUUGCAUGGGAGGAAAUAUACGAUGUUCGGAAAUGCGUUGCCCUGCCGUAAAGUGUCGUUCAAAUGAGGAACUAAAAGUUCUGCCGGGAGAAUGUUGCCCAAAAUGUAUUGAAACUGCUGGAACCUGUACCGUUUUUGGUGAUCCUCACUUUAAAACUUUUGAUGGGAAAUUUUUCAGUUUCCAAGGUUCGUGUAAAUAUCUACUCGCCUCUGAUUGUUAUGAUAAGACUUUUUCGAUACGUCUAACUAAUGAUGGACGUCAAACCAAACGUUCAUCAUGGGCCAAAACUGUGACGUUGAAAAUGCGUGGAAUUCGUGUGAAUUUGGGUCAAAAACAAAGGGUUAAAGUGAAUGGUACCCGAGUUGCCCUACCAUAUUCCUCCGGUCCCAUUACCAGCAUAGAAAAACUAAGCGAAAGUAUUAUGUUGAAAACCGAAUUGGGUCUUAGUAUUGAGUGGGAUGGCAACAAUUAUCUGCAAGUCACGGUACCAUCCAGUUUUAAAAAUCGCAUGUGCGGCCUGUGUGGCAACUACAACGGUUGGACUCGCGAUGAUCUGACGAGUCGGGAUGGUGUCAAUCACACCGAAGCUUGGCGUUUUGCCAAUUCCUGGAAGGUUGGAGGACCCAAGGCAUGUUCGCGGAAACAGGAAAACAUAGCUGUCGAACCCACUUGCAAACAACGCAAAUCGAAUGCCCUCUGUCGACCACUACUUGUCUCCGAAGUCUUCGGUGAUUGUGAUAGCACCGUGAAUCCGGAAAAUUAUCACGACGCCUGUAAAAUGGAUGUUUGCGAUUGUCCGACUGGCAUGUGUCAUUGUGACAGUUUUGCUGCCUAUGCCCGGGAAUGUCAACGUUUGGGUGUUCGUCUGCCUGAUUGGCGUUCUGCCACCGCCUGCCCACAUGGUCAAUGGAAGCGAGAUUUUAAUACCACCCUUAAAAUGUUACGAGCAAAUCCCUAUUAUGGAGAUUUACGAUUUUUACAAAAUCUACCGAAGCCAAAAAAUCGCAAACACAAGCUGGAGGAGCAACAACAUCAACAUAAUCAGCUGUUGCAGCGAGAUUUCAUCAACAAGCAUGUACCGAAAAAUUUGCUAAUUUCUAAAUCGCCCGAUCGUACACCACCACCUUUACAUUAG
Musca vetustissima is the source of this 1980-nucleotide messenger RNA. RefSeq names its product BMP-binding endothelial regulator protein (gene cv-2). The transcript has 5 exons. NCBI's taxonomy places the organism in Eukaryota, Metazoa, Arthropoda, Insecta, Diptera, Muscidae. The record is from RefSeq and is a predicted model, not a curated record. Gene Ontology annotation, molecular function: protein binding. The annotation marks the transcript as partial.